CCGACGCGAAAUAUGUCCAACAUCUUCCCGCUCGGUCAACCCCCUCGUCAGGCCGGCAUGGAGGACGCAGAAGAGGACUAUUAUGAUGGGAAGCCGAUCUUUCAAUAUGUCAAAGAUACCGUUCUCGCACCGAUCCGAAUAGCAACCUCCCCCACCCUUCUGCGAACCUACCUCCGCACCGCGCUCCUGCUCCUCACCUCGUCGAUCCUCUUCGGCAUCGCCGUCAUCGCCUACACAUCCUUCUACUACACCUACAUACCCGUCCGCGGCAUUACCGUACCCAUAUACCUACAAUAUGACCACUCCUCCUUCGCCCCCUCCUCUCCCUCCAGCCUCCAAGCUCUCGUACCGCGACCACCGAAAUUCCCCUACGGCAUCGCGAACGUGAACGGCCUCAUUAGCCGGCAGAAGUACGAUGUCGUCGUCGAAAUGACGUUGCCCCGAAGCGAGCGGAAUCUAGAAGCGGGGAACUGGAUGUUGGGGCUGGAGAUGAGAGGUCCGACGACGAUUGGAGGUGGCGUGAAGGGUAUGCUUGGGUGGGAGGAGGAGUGGGAUGUCGACGAUUACUCGCAGGGCCCCAAUGCCGGCAGUAUGACUGAGAAAGUCGCAGGAGAUGGGAUUGUAGGGGCAGGAGCAGUGGAAAAGCCGGUGGUGCUGGCGAGGAGUAGGAGGCCGGCCAUUUUGACGUACCGCAGCUGGAUGACGGAACUCGCGUACCGCGCGCUACGCCUCCCGCUGUACAUGAUCGGCUGGGGGCAGGAGAGCGAGAAAGUGGAAGUCCGUAUGAUGGAGGGUGUCGAUUUUGAUAAGGGAUGGCGGAACGUGCCGUCGUCGCUGCGCUUGGAAAUCCGCUCGAGAACGCCGCUUGAAGUAUACAGGAUCGCAGUUCGGUUUGCGGCGAGACUCGAAGGGCUGAGGUGGAUCAUGUACAAUUACAGGUUGAGCUCGUUUGUGGUAGCUACGAGCGUGUUCUGGGGCGUCGAGAUGAGCGUUGUGUUGUUGACGUGGCUUGCUUUCUCGCUCUGCUUCGGCGCUGCAGGCGAGCAAGAAGAAGACGCAGGGGAUCGGAAGAAGAUCAAACUCGAAUCCGGCGCUAUAACACCCAAAACCGAGCCUCCAGACUCAGAACCCGCAACGCCCUUAAGCGACACGUCGCGCACUUUCCCCACGCUAUCCUCCCACCAACGGCUACACUACACGUCUCCGCCGGACGAGCGCUCGAAGGCGAAGGAGGAACGCGAGACGCCCAGACUGGAAUACUUGCCUGUGAAAAGAGAUGAAGAGGCGGAUGACGAGGAUGAUGAUGAGAGUGCGGAUUUCUUGCUUGAGGAGCCGGUACCGAGGAGUGGAGAGGGAGUGCUGACGGAUUCCGGGAUUGGUACCAGUUUAGAGAGUAGUGUCGAGGCGAGGACGGGGCUGAGUAGGAGGAGGAGUGGUGGUGGUGACGGUGGAAAGAGGGAGAGGUGAUGAUAAUGGCUUUGGGUGCAUUGAUAGGUUUACUUUAGGUUGCAGCAUGAUACCAUAGAUUCAAGUAGCAAG
Messenger RNA from Trematosphaeria pertusa, 1539 nucleotides. RefSeq lists its product as uncharacterized. Gene Ontology annotation, cellular component: endoplasmic reticulum membrane. The record is from RefSeq and is a predicted model, not a curated record. Bases 13 to 1467 code for a protein of 484 amino acids. The transcript is spliced from 2 exons. Gene Ontology annotation, biological process: lipid storage; lipid droplet organization. Lineage: Eukaryota; Fungi; Ascomycota; Dothideomycetes; Pleosporales; Trematosphaeriaceae.